AUGAUGCAGACGGGCCUCAUACCGAAUGCUCACAGCGACCUCGUCACGGACGCGUCCUACGACUUCUACGGUCUUCGCCUCGCGACGUGCAGUCUCGACCAAAGAAUCAAAAUCUGGAGACUCGACGAGAAUAGCGGGACUUGGAGUGUGGAAGAUGAUUGGAAGGCCCACGACGCCUGUAUCUCCAAAGUCAGCUGGGCACACCCAGAAUUUGGCACAGUGAUCGCCUCCGGGUCGUUCGACCGAACUGUCAAGGUAUGGGAGCAAGCCAAUCCCGGCGACGGCGACGGACCGCAGCUGAACGGAGGCGCGGGCCCCUCGAGCGGGUCGCGAUGGAUAGAGCGGGCGAUGCUCGUAGACGCGAAGGGGACUGUGCGCGCCGUUGAGUUCGCGCCGCAUCACUUUGGGUUGAAACUGGCGACAAUAUCGUCCGACAACCACCUGCGUGUGUAUGAAUGCUUGGAGCAGCCGUCGCUCGCGACAUGGCAGCUGUUGGAGGAGGUGGACGUGACGGCCCUGCCGUCAGCGUCUGCACCGCGCUCGAUCGCGCCGACUGUCACUCUGACUACACCGACGCAACCGUCUGCAACGCUCGACGGGGCCAGUGUCUCACUCGCAGCCCAUGCCGCACAGCAGCAAAGCCAGCUGCCCAGCAGACCAGGGCUCGGUUAUAGAGAAGCGGACGGAGGGUGGUGCAUAUCAUGGUGUAAAGACCGAUAUUGGGGAGAGAUCAUAGCGGCGGCGAGCGGGAUCAACGGCCUCGUCAAAAUCAUCCAACUCUCUGCCGCUCGGACUCCAUCAACCAUCCUCACGCUUGAUCCGACGCCUGCGCCACGCCCGCCAGGCGACGGCGCCGCACGAGGAAUAGCAUCACCGGGUGACGGUGAUGCGCCUCAGCCAUACGCGAUCACAGCCGUUUCGUGGGCCCCAUCAUGCGGCCGCUCCUACCACCUCGUCGCCACCGGGGGCCGCGAUGGCCACGUACGGAUAUGGCGCGUGAAGCCGCCUACAUUGGAGGACGGCGGGGACACCGACGGCACAGAUGCGUCUGAUACACGGUGGUCUGCUGCUGUAGUAGCUGAUUUUGACGACCACAAGUCAGGCGUAGGGCGUGUCGAAUGGAACAUCACAGGCACCGUCCUCUCUUCUGCAGGGAAUGACGGGCGUGUGCGUCUUUGGAAGAUGACCGCGGGCAACGUAUGGCGACCCGCUGGGCACAUCAGCGUCGAACAGGCCGAAGAACAGGCAGCCGAUGUCGACAUGGACGACAACCCUGUAUAG
This is a messenger RNA of Rhodofomes roseus, 1281 nucleotides long. Its product is annotated as WD40 repeat-like protein. NCBI's taxonomy places the organism in Eukaryota, Fungi, Basidiomycota, Agaricomycetes, Polyporales, Fomitopsidaceae. Gene Ontology annotation, molecular function: structural molecule activity; protein binding. The transcript has 8 exons. Gene Ontology annotation, biological process: cellular response to amino acid starvation; positive regulation of TORC1 signaling. The record is from RefSeq and is a predicted model, not a curated record. The coding region runs from base 1 to 1281 and encodes 426 amino acids. Gene Ontology annotation, cellular component: Seh1-associated complex; nuclear pore outer ring.